Messenger RNA from Gloeophyllum trabeum ATCC 11539, 1054 nucleotides. RefSeq lists its product as uncharacterized. The transcript is spliced from 5 exons. Lineage: Eukaryota; Fungi; Basidiomycota; Agaricomycetes; Gloeophyllales; Gloeophyllaceae. Bases 91 to 909 code for a protein of 272 amino acids. The record is from RefSeq and is a predicted model, not a curated record.
GCGGUCUAUCGUUCUAUUUGAUUAUCAGUACUCUUACCAGCCAUCAAGCUGGAACCUGCAGCUUAGUGCACUGCGAAAGGCCCCUCUACUAUGGCCCCUCAAUCCGCGAAACCUGAAUGCUGGCGUUGCUUCCAAGUGCCGGAGAAGAUAUUUAAAUGCUCACGUUGCAAAACUGCCAUAUAUUGCGGGAAGGAAUGCCAGAAAGCGCACUGGCAAUUGCACAAAGACGCGUGUGCAAUCGAGGCGGAAAUGGGAAACGUCGAGGGUGACAUAGGCCAGCUAGUGAAGCAAAUGCGCAAAUGGGCCGUUAUCCACCGCGGCGUCAUCGACCUCGCCGUCUCGCACGCCCUGCAAGUCGAAGCCUUCCCGGACCGCAUCUUCACGCACUACCUCAUGCUCACCCUGAAGCACCACCCCUCCGCGAAGCCCGCCUCCCGCUUCUCCGUCUUCUCCGCGGCGAUCCUCCCGCUCCCGCCGCUCGAGCUGCGCCCGCCGUACGUGCGCGCGCAGGUCGCCGACAUCGUCGACAAGGGCGGGCUCGGCAUCGCGUACUGCUCGCUCGUAUGCGGGGCCGCGCAGGUCCCGCACGGCGCGGCGGUCAUGGGAAGGUUCGAGACGCGCGUGCUCCUCCGGAAUUGGCUGGACAUCCUGAAGGACGUCACGGAGGGACGCGUCAAGGUGGAUGACGUGCGCCAGCUCACGUGGAUAAAGCCUCGGAUAACGGACAAAUUCUUGGAUAAGGAGGAGAAGUACGGUGCUAUUAACUGGUCCAGGAGUGGUAUCUCGGGCGAGAUUUUAUCCAAGGCCGAUCCCAACUUCCGCGAGCCAUUACCGGACUCCUUUUGCAAGAGCACGCAAAGGAUAGUACAGUUGAUAGAGUCUGGGGCUAUACCCCCUUGUCCCACAUGAUUUGUGGGUACAAUUGUCUCUUGCCUUCAUGACCAUCGAAUGGUACCAGAUGGGACCCUAUAUCAUGUAUAUACCUCCGGAGCGUCUUGUAUCCAUACCCUCAUGUACUCCAUCGUGUAAUUGUUCUUCGAACUAUAUAUCAGCA